UCUAUCAAUUCCUCAAACAUCAAUUCCAACCAGAAACCCAACUACAUAUCCCACAAACAUCUUCAAAAUGCGUUUCUCUAUUCUGGCCCUUGCAACUGUCAUUGGUCUGGCAUUUGCCUCACCCAUUGAAGCCGAUGCAGGAGCGGCGCUUUCUUCCCGGUCCAACAACUGCUUUACGCUUUGCAAGAUUGAUGGCGGAAGUGACCAGGGUUGCCUGGAGAAAUGCAAGAACAGCUAA
Penicillium crustosum is the source of this 238-nucleotide messenger RNA. RefSeq lists its product as uncharacterized. Bases 68 to 238 code for a protein of 56 amino acids. The record is from RefSeq and is a predicted model, not a curated record. The transcript is spliced from 2 exons. Lineage: Eukaryota; Fungi; Ascomycota; Eurotiomycetes; Eurotiales; Aspergillaceae.